Molecule: messenger RNA, 1606 nt
Organism: Gadus morhua (Atlantic cod)
Lineage: Eukaryota; Metazoa; Chordata; Actinopteri; Gadiformes; Gadidae
Product: serine/threonine-protein phosphatase PP1-beta catalytic subunit
Exons: 8
Coding region: 110-1093 (327 amino acids)
Biological process (GO): circadian regulation of gene expression; regulation of circadian rhythm
Cellular component (GO): cytoplasm; nucleus
Molecular function (GO): protein serine/threonine phosphatase activity
Source: RefSeq, a predicted model, not a curated record
ACACACACACGCACUCCUCCGCAGUGUGUGUGCAUUCCGGGACACGGAAGCGGCUCGCCACCGCCCCCUGCUGGCAGCACCGGCUCCUACCGCUCGGCUCACUACACAAAUGGCGGAGGGGGACUUGGACGUGGAUUCGCUGAUUUCCAGGCUUCUAGAGGUGCGAGGAUGCCGCCCCGGGAAGAUCGUCCAGAUGACGGAGGCGGAGGUGCGGGGCCUCUGCAUCAAGUCCCGGGAGAUCUUCCUCAGCCAGCCCAUCCUGCUGGAGCUGGAGGCCCCCCUGAAGAUCUGUGGGGACAUCCACGGCCAGUACACAGACCUGCUACGGCUCUUUGAGUACGGGGGCUUCCCGCCCGAGGCCAACUACCUGUUCCUGGGGGACUACGUGGACCGGGGGAAGCAGUCCCUGGAGACCAUCUGCCUGCUACUGGCCUACAAGAUCAAGUACCCCGAGAACUUCUUCCUGCUGCGCGGCAACCACGAGUGUGCCUCCAUCAACCGCAUCUACGGCUUCUACGACGAGUGCAAACGGAGGUUCAACAUCAAGCUUUGGAAGACCUUCACCGACUGCUUCAACUGCCUGCCCAUCGCCGCCAUCGUGGACGAGAAGAUCUUCUGCUGCCACGGAGGUCUGUCUCCUGACCUCCAGUCCAUGGAGCAGAUCAGACGCAUCAUGAGACCAACCGACGUGCCUGACACAGGGCUGCUGUGUGACCUGCUGUGGUCCGACCCGGACAAGGACGUGCAGGGCUGGGGGGAGAACGACCGCGGCGUCUCCUUCACCUUCGGCGCCGACGUGGUCAGCAAGUUCCUCAACCGCCACGACCUGGACCUCAUCUGUCGGGCUCACCAGGUGGUGGAGGACGGCUAUGAGUUCUUCGCCAAGAGGCAGCUGGUGACGCUGUUCUCGGCACCAAACUACUGCGGCGAGUUCGACAACGCAGGGGGCAUGAUGAGCGUUGACGAGACCCUGAUGUGCUCCUUCCAGAUCCUGAAGCCGUCAGAGAAGAAGGCCAAGUACCAAUAUGGCGGCAUGAACACCAGCCGCCCCAUCACCCCCCCGCGCACAGCGCAGCCCCCCAAGAAACGGUGAAGGAAGGAAGCUAGGAUAAGAAGGAAGGAAGGAAGGAUGUGUGUACGGACGGGCGUGCAAAGGAAGGAUUUUGUUUUGAGUGAGUGGUAAUCCCUGCCAACUCUGCACCCUUUUCAUAGUUCAACAUUUGUAAAGAACAAAGGUCAGACCCCCACCACUACUCAGACCCCCACAGGGGGUAGGGUACCGAUGCGAUGGUACUUUGUUCAGGACGCCGUCUUUUUUUAUCCAACUGUAAACCAAUCGGGAAACUGUUCUGUGCACCAUGGCCUGUCAUAUCGAGUAUGUUUUUCUGCCGACACGUUUGUUUUGAUCCUGAAAUGUUUGUGGAAAAAAAACGGGCAAAAACUAAAUGGAAAUCAAAAUGCAGUACGAGUCUCCGUGUCUGUUCCUGUUGUAGUUUAGCCUAGCCUCGUUCCUGCACUCGCCUCUCACAUUUCUACCCCACCCUCAUCUGUACAGACGAUUGUUAAUGACACCCGCUGCGUUUUCAAUAAAUAAUUUGCGGAAUAA